CAAGGCGGCACGCGAAGGUGCAGAAGCGGACACCGCAUUGCAGUGGCUGCGCCUGCUCUCAGAAAUACCCUCUUCUCUCUGUGAUGAACAGACACUUGUUGUGUGGCUCUUUUGGACGAUGCGGGCGCUUGUACAGUGGGAGGAAUCCUUAAAUUUCUCUUUUACUUCUUCAACCGUUGCAGAGGCGAUCACGGAAAGCGUCCUUGCGGCGGUUCGCAAUCUCAGCCUAUCACUGGAGAAGUGUGGGGAGGACGCAGUGCUUCCACCAAUGUUAUUAAACUGGCUUGCUUCAUACACAGGAAUGCCAUGGGGCGACGCAACCGCCUGGAUUGCCAAACAUGCAGGAGUAGAAGCCUCGCAAAGACGGCGCUUCCUAUUUAUCCGUUUGCCCUUUGGCCACGCUACAUUUGAUUCUUCCACCGAUGCACCGUCACGAAAAAGGCUCCUUUCGAGCAUAGAAUGGGAACUGCAGAAGGAAACGAUCCACAGGUGUGGUGGUCUUGGGCAGGAUACCCCACAUGGAGACGAUAAACUGGAGAUGAAAUUACAAGGGCUGUUUAAAACUAUCCGAGUCACACUUCUUCGUGCCUGGCAAUCUCGUGCUUUCUCUGUCUGCAGUUCUGGGGAAAUGAACCCAAAUAUGACAGAUGCCUUUUCUCCUGUUGCUCCUCGCGUGCCAGUUUAUAAGAGAAAAGGCUUUCUCCGCAACCGGUCUCGGGCACACGACGAAAUUGCUCUGUUUUCAUUUCAGGAGUUAGUUGGCUGCCUGUUGGAGGAGACAUCGCUGAAACAGGUCAAGGCAACGAAUAAAGAGACUUAG
Trypanosoma cruzi is the source of this 820-nucleotide messenger RNA. RefSeq lists its product as uncharacterized. Lineage: Eukaryota; Euglenozoa; Kinetoplastea; Trypanosomatida; Trypanosomatidae. The record is from RefSeq and is a predicted model, not a curated record. The annotation marks the transcript as partial. The transcript has a single exon.